AUGUCUGCACACUUGAGAACUCGACCAACUCCGAGAUCGUCUGAAGAUGCCCAAAGGCGCACUUCCCAGCGCACCUCCCAGCGCACCUCCCAGCGCACCUCCCCAAGUGCAGCCAAAGAGUUUGAUACAUUAGCUGCUGUCACAGACCUUGGGAAACUGGCACUACUACAACUAGCAUCUAGAGAGCCAGGCAUUCCGCAUUCUGAAGAGACACAAGCCGCAGUAUUGGCAUUAGGCGCGAGAGCCAUUUCACAAGGUAGAAGCACUUCCCAAAUCAAUGAAAGGAUCCUCUCAUCAGCCAGGGGGAUAGCACGUCUCGAAGCCCCAGGAAGGACCGAAACUCAAGCCCAGGGCGAAAUCAAUCGCCAACUCAACAGAGGAGCCACUACUCAGCCUAUCGGAAAGGGCCCUCAUCAUGAAACUGUGAUAAGGGCUGCUAAUUCUCGAAAUACCACCGAAGCUGAUCCCCAAAUCAGACGAGGAAGCACUCCAUCGAGAAGUGCCGCAAGUCCUUUAGCUGGCGCAGAGGAUGUUGCUCCGGCCAGUGGGGCAGCUGCUGCCGGUCCUAGGAAAGAAGUUGCUCAAUCUGAAGAGAAAUCUGAUUCUACAAUCAAGGACGAUCCAUACAGACAUGCUCUACAGACUGAACUAACAAGGACCAGAAAAAGAGUAAAGCAGUUUGAGAGAGGAUUAUCGCUACCUUCCUCUGAUAAGUCCCUCGAAGCAUUAAUCAACCGCGUGGUAGAUUAUCGCAACAAGCCACUUCAGGAAUGUCAAGGCAAGCUAGCGAAGACGUUCAAGAGGAUUUUUAAUAUGGAGAUGCGAUUGCAACACAUUCGCGACGGCGCCACAGAACCCGUGGCACAGCGAAGAUGGCAGCCCUCAUACAUCCACGAAAUCCAAACCGUAUUAGCGAAGCACAUGGAAAAUCCCGAGGCUUGCCUCUCCCGGCUGCGACAGAAGCUACGGCGACGGGUUGGCGAGGAAAGUGAUCAUCCUCAGGCUGGUAGUGACAUUUGGCUAUACGUACGUGUUAUCAGGAAAAGAAUUAGCAAUACGAAAGACCUGGAGCACUACCUAGCAACUUGCCUACAGCCAAUGGCGGGGCACGGAGAGGGAAGACAAGCCCCAGACAGACCUCUCCUGAUUCCCACCCAGCAAACAGAGCGGGGCGGUGCUACUGGAGGUCGUGCUGCUCAUACUCCUGAUAUUGGCCCCAUCGGCUCUGUUGCUUACUGGCUUACUCGUGACAUGGAAGAAGUUCCUUGCUCACAGAGUCGUGGUGACGAUAAACGUGUUGCAGAUGAUCAUCUUGCUGACAAGAAUCCUGCCGGUCGCCCUCUGGCUGGCCAGAGAUCCCAUCAACCACCGGCCUUGGACAACCGCCAGUCGAAUCCAUCUCCUGCACAAGCCAGUGGUCAGGAGCUUCCAUCAGGCCAAGCCAUAAAUGCGCGAGCUUCUGUCGCUUCAGUUUUACGAGGAACUGGUCAGUCAACAGGCAGUCUUCCUUCUAGUACUGGUGGUUCUCCUUAUGGUGGUCCUCUUGCUGGCGGUCCUUCUGGUGUUCAGACAGGCGAUUACUGUUCUCGGGCUCGCGGCUGGAAAUAUCGUGCAGGAGCUCCUCGGGCAGGUGGGAUUUCUCCAGCUGGCAGUACUCCUCCAGCAGCCAAUAUUGCCCGACAAGCCGGUACUCGUGCAACAGGAAGCGUCGAUUCCACACGAAAUGUUCGCCCAGCGUCAAGAAAUCGAACGGUUAGUGAUAUAGCAGGAGGUGACCCACUAAUCAGCGGGGACACGAUGCACGAUCGAUCAAGACAUGUGCGAGCAAGACGCGAGGGUGCUGCUACCGCUACCGCUACUGGUGCUGCUGGUGUUGCCGCUGCUGUACUCCCAGCCACGUCUUGUGUUGUUGUUGCUGCUGCCGUUCCUGCCCCCACCCCCGGCCCGGCUACCCCCACAGUCCCCGGCUCAAUCACACCGGCCUACCAGCCGUAG
Messenger RNA from Endocarpon pusillum Z07020, 1995 nucleotides. RefSeq lists its product as uncharacterized. Bases 1 to 1995 code for a protein of 664 amino acids. Lineage: Eukaryota; Fungi; Ascomycota; Eurotiomycetes; Verrucariales; Verrucariaceae. The transcript has a single exon. The record is from RefSeq and is a predicted model, not a curated record.